Messenger RNA from Mus pahari (shrew mouse), 3363 nucleotides. It is a transcript of the gene Rbm24, whose product is annotated as RNA binding motif protein 24. Bases 860 to 1582 code for a protein of 240 amino acids. The transcript has 5 exons. Gene Ontology annotation, cellular component: cytosol. Gene Ontology annotation, molecular function: mRNA 3'-UTR binding. The record is from RefSeq and is a predicted model, not a curated record. NCBI's taxonomy places the organism in Eukaryota, Metazoa, Chordata, Mammalia, Rodentia, Muridae.
CUCACUCUGGGUCCCUGCGGGAGUCGCCAGGGGUCUUUGCGACUUUGACCAGUAGGAGCAGGCAACAACAGAGCCAGGCCGCCUCCAGCCCUUUCCAACUCUGCCCCAGCAACAGCGCCAGAGCCCCAGCCAGGCGACCCAGCGCCACGCCGCACGCGGGGAGAGAAGCAGCUGUUCCCAACAGCUGGGGGGCGGCGGCGCCCGGCACCCCAGGUGCUGUCCCGGCCAAUCGCAGGCGUCCGGCCCGCCCCCUCCCCAGCCGGGCGUCGACCCCCGGGCCGCUGGGGAAAAAGGAGCAGAGGGUUGGAGAGCCGUCCUCCGUCCUCACUGGUGUGGCAGCUCCUAAGCAGAAGGGACGGUUCCCAGCUCGAGCCGGGCCCAGCACCGCGCCCCCAGCUGCCACCUCCAAGCCCCCGGGACACGGUAGCCUCUGAGCCAAUCCCCAUCCCACCAAGCCACUCGAUUUUUUUUUUUUAAAGAAAGAAACAUCUACCUCUUCUGGACUUGGAGACCACCACCCUCUCUGCAUUUAAGAAAAAAUAUUUUUAUUUUAUAUUUUACUUUCACGCGGGGUGAGUGCAAAAGGCUCCCACAGUCCGCGGCUACGGAGCUGGUUACCCGGACGAUCGGGAAGGUCUGGACAGUGACCGGACGCGGGGACUGGAGCAGAGCGCCCGGGCGAGUGUCGGGGACAGUGGGCCACUUGGGAAGCCGCGCGCCCAGCGCCCACGCCGCCCCCUCGCCCCCGCGCGCGCCCUCGGCCCCCGGCGGCCGCCGCGCGCUGCGGGAGACGCGGAGCCCGAGGACCAGGCGCAGCCGCAGCCGCAGCCGGAGCCCGAGCCGCGGGGCGGGCGCGAAGAUGCACACCACCCAGAAGGACACGACGUACACCAAGAUCUUCGUAGGAGGGCUGCCCUACCACACCACCGACGCCAGCCUGCGCAAGUACUUCGAGGUCUUCGGAGACAUCGAGGAGGCGGUGGUCAUCACCGACCGGCAGACCGGCAAGUCCCGGGGCUACGGAUUUGUCACCAUGGCUGACAGGGCUGCCGCUGAAAGGGCCUGCAAGGAUCCCAACCCCAUCAUCGAUGGUAGGAAGGCCAAUGUGAAUCUGGCAUACUUGGGAGCAAAACCAAGAAUCAUGCAGCCAGGUUUUGCCUUUGGCGUUCAACAGCUUCACCCAGCCCUUAUCCAGAGACCUUUCGGGGCUCGUUUACAGAUCCCCGCCCACUACGUCUACCCGCAGGCUUUUGUGCAGCCUGGAGUGGUCAUUCCCCACGUGCAGCCCACAGCAGCUGCGGCUUCCACCACACCGUACAUUGAUUACACUGGAGCCGCCUACGCUCAGUACUCCGCCGCUGCUGCCGCAGCCGCUGCCGCCGCUGCCUAUGACCAGUACCCCUAUGCAGCAUCCCCAGCUGCUGCAGGCUACGUCACCACUGGGGGCUACAGCUAUGCUGUCCAACAGCCCAUCACCGCAGCUGCGCCCGGGACAGCUGCUGCUGCGGCUGCAGCGGCUGCAGCAGCAGCCGCCUUCGGCCAGUACCAGCCUCAACAACUGCAGACAGACCGAAUGCAGUAGACCAGCCGUCUGAUCAAAGUCAAAAGGGUUUCUCUUUCCCUCCCGAUCUCCCAGUUUUUUAGUAGCUAAUGAGAAAGUUAACAGUUGACCUAAGGGCUUUAAAGGGAGAAGGCAAGGCUGGUGUGAAGGGGAGGCGUUACUUUUUUACCAUACUUCCGGUAGUGCUGCAGGUGGUAAGGGGAAAAAGGGAGGGCGAGAAACAGUUUUUGAAGUCAAUCCCAAAGAGCCCGAGUUACACAGAAUAGCCACUAGGAGAUGAUGGCAGGGGUACCAAUGGGACUUCACUUUUGUAUGGGGAUUUUUAUUUUUUUGCUCUUUUUUAUAGUAUCAGGGAAGCAAACUGCCUUUUCCAAGUUAGAAGAUGCUAUGGGAAUCUAGUUGAACCAGGGAAUACGGAGUGAGCAAUAUGUAGCUUGAAUUACGCGCAAACGUAGAUUUCAAAAAGAAAAAAAGAAAGAAAACAAGACAGAAAAGCGUUGGCUGUCCUUCGGUGCAGUAACUGCAGGCCUGCAGAACUCUGUGGAGGCAGGAGGUAGUGCGUUUGUGCUACCUCAGAAGAUGGGUAUGGAACAAUCAGUUUAGGGGUGUGACGGCGGGUACAGUGGUGAACAGGUACCAAAGCUAUUUUCUCAUCUGUCCUGUGGACGAGUGGGGUUGUGGAGCCAUUGAAACUGCACCAGCCGCUCAGACAAUCAAUAGCACACACCGUUCGGGGAAGAGUCCAUCACUUGUACUCGUGGGAGGAGCUUGUCACAUUCUAAUUCCUCUCCCCAUUCCCUGUCACUGGGGGAUGGUUUCAUCUGUGGGCCAGGCUUUCACCACACCACUUGUCUUUCUAUUUAUUAUGUAGACUAGAGGAUUAUGGGUAAAGGCAGGCAGAAUUUGCAGAUGCUCACCCCUUCGGGACUGUCUGAAGGACCUUUCUUUUCUUCCUGCCCCACCUCUCCCCCUUUAAAAUAAUUUUACACUUUUUUUGUAUCUAUUUCAGAGUCCUAUUUAAAACUAUUUAUUAGCGACUACAGUACCUAAGACAGCAAGGUUCUUGACAUUACAGUUCUCCGACGGUUGACGAUCUUGUACUUUAUAAUGUGCCUUAAUAAUAAUCCUAUUUAAGAUAUUUAUUUUUAAGUUUUACUAUGCUGCACUCUAAAGGAAGGAACUUUAGAAGUGACACUGUAAAAUUAUGUAUUCAUCUCAUGGCAUAAGUUAUUCAGUAGGUCUAGAUGUAGCAUAUUAAAUAUUAACCUAUUCAACUAAAGACGUUGGCUUUGGAUUUAUUUAAAUUCCUAUGUGCACUGUUCGGGUGGGUACUCUCGCCUGAACAUAUUUGAGUUUAUUUUAGUCUUGAGUUGUUUUACUUUUUUUUUUUAACGAGCUACAUCGCUGGUUCUGUGCUUCCUCAAUUGCUUCCCCCCUGUGGAUCUCAUGUACCGGGGACUCAUGGCGUCCCCGCUUUCCUCGUGUAGUGUAUGUAGUUUUAAAAGACGGCUUUAUAUUUUUCCUUCUGAAAGUGAGAUACUUGCAAUUUUUACUCUUAAACUAAAAUGAAUACUAUUUUACACUGUAUUGGACUUUUAUACUUGAAGAACUUCCUACAAGGGACAACAGGUUAGCAUUUUUAUGGACUCUCUCCAUUGUCACUGGAUUUAAGUAUUCCCGUGCCGGGCAGUGGUCCUCAAUGGAGGGCGUGGCUCUCCUGUGCAAAUUAUUUAUUUGUUGUGUAUUUCGCUUUAUAAUGUUUCAGAUCUUCUCAUCUAUUCACUUGUAUUAAAUAUAAUUUU